AUGUACAUGCAAUGCUUUGGUGCCAUGCAGCUAAUUAUACAUGUAAAGAAGUAUAAUAUAAGCUGUGAACUAGUGGUACUCGCUUUAGUUCCUCUCUUGGGUCCAAUCGGAGGUGGCUUGGCUGCCGCUUCACCUGCUGGUGGAGCCGUAGUGGUGGCUGCUGGUGGCGCUGCCUCCUCGGCUGCCCGUACAACCAGCCUUGAGUUGGUGUUCUUGGAAGAGAACAAUAACAUGCUGUUCCGGGGAGUGCUUGUGUUGGAGAUCACAUUAGGUUUAGUACAAACCCAGACGCAGCAAAUGCCAUAUUGCAGGUUGACAUGCUCUCUCUCUCUCAACUCUGAACUCUGA
Molecule: messenger RNA, 348 nt
Organism: Ilex paraguariensis (yerba mate)
Lineage: Eukaryota; Viridiplantae; Streptophyta; Magnoliopsida; Aquifoliales; Aquifoliaceae
Source: the annotation of a GenBank genome assembly